This is a messenger RNA of Andrographis paniculata, 707 nucleotides long. RefSeq names its product cytochrome B5-like protein. Lineage: Eukaryota; Viridiplantae; Streptophyta; Magnoliopsida; Lamiales; Acanthaceae. The transcript is spliced from 5 exons. The coding region runs from base 136 to 489 and encodes 117 amino acids. The record is from RefSeq and is a predicted model, not a curated record. Gene Ontology annotation, cellular component: intracellular membrane-bounded organelle; membrane. Gene Ontology annotation, molecular function: heme binding.
CUAUUUUACUUCUCCCUCACAUAUCCAUCCCCAACUGCGCUCGCCCUUUUCUGUGCGUCUGCCUGCGUUCUACAUAAUUGAGUUCCACGUUUUCGUCCAAUUCCCAACCGCGAGCAGUAAAUUGGAAGCUCAGGAAUGGAUCUGUUGGUCGUCACACUGUUUCUAGGUCUUGUGUUGGCUGCGCUGUUUAUAAUCCCUCACUUGCGCAAAUCCGGUGAGUUGAAGAAGGAGCAAUCCAAAGGAAGCUCCGAGGGACCUAAAGCAUACACUGCAGCUCAAAUCGCGAUGCACAACAAGAGAAACGACUGUUGGAUCAUCAUAAAAGAUAAGGUUUAUGACGUAACAUCUUACGUAGACGAACACCCGGGUGGGGAUGCAAUCCUAAUGAAUGCCGGCGAUGAUUCUACGGAAGGUUUUUAUGGGCCGCAGCAUGCUAGCCGUGUCUUCGACAUGAUCGAGGACUUUUACAUCGGAGAUCUGGUGAAGUAAACUAUUGCAUCAUAGUAUUCGAUGACGACUGCAUUCAUCAAUCGCUUAUUUAUUUUAAGACAGGUACCCUCCUAUUGCACAACGAAAAAUCUUUUAAGCCCGUAUUUACUUUCAUGUAACGUGUUUGGUUCUAAAACUAGAUACUCGUGGAAAUUUUGUUUCUUGCGCAGAGAAUUUCGUUAUUCUUUUUUCCACCUCUAAUUAUCCGGGUGUAUUUA